Messenger RNA from Xyrauchen texanus (razorback sucker), 12688 nucleotides. RefSeq names its product serine/threonine-protein phosphatase 6 regulatory ankyrin repeat subunit C. Gene Ontology annotation, molecular function: protein binding. Lineage: Eukaryota; Metazoa; Chordata; Actinopteri; Cypriniformes; Catostomidae. The record is from RefSeq and is a predicted model, not a curated record. Bases 111 to 3326 code for a protein of 1071 amino acids. Gene Ontology annotation, cellular component: cytoplasm. The transcript has 28 exons.
AAGCUAAAGACACUCAUCACGUCUGUAAUCGCAACACUAGAUUGUUGUCUUGGUUUCCCUGCCUCGAUUCCUUACUGAUGAGGGACUUUAGGCCCGACUGACACGGGGAGAUGGGGGUACUCAAUAUUUCAGACCAGCCGCCUCUGGUCCAGGCCAUUUUAAACCGGAAUGCAGAUGAAGUGAAGUUAUUUUUGCACAAGAAAGACGAAGUCAAUGCACUGGACCAGGAGCGCCGCACACCUCUUCAUGCUGCUGCGUGGCUGGGGGAUGUUCAAAUAAUGGACCUUCUCAUCAAUGCAGGUGCGAAUGUCAAUGCAAAGGACCACGUGUGGCUGACACCGUUGCACAGAGCAGCUGCUUCCAGAAACGAGAGGGCUGUGGGGCUGCUGCUGAGGAAGGGAGCUGACGUGACCGCACGGGACAAGUUCUGGCAGACGCCACUGCACAUUGCGGCAGCCAACCGGGCCACGCGUUGCAUCGAGGCCCUUCUGCCCCAUGUGACCAGCCUGAACAUGGCUGACCGCACGGGCAGAGCACCCCUGCAUCACGCCGCUCAGAGCGGAUACCAGGAGAUGGUUAAAUUGCUGCUGAACAAGGGAGCCAAUCUCAGUGCCAGCGACAAGAAGGACAGGCAGCCUAUUCACUGGGCCGCUUACCUUGGACAUAUGGAGGUGGUUAAGCUGCUGGUGUCUCAGGGCUCUGAUAAGAGCUGUAAGGAUAAACGGGGAUACACCCCUCUCCACGCUGCUGCUGCCAGUGGCCAUGUCGAUGUGGUCAAGUAUCUGUUACGCAAUGGAGCCGAGAUUGAUGAGCCUAAUGCCUUUGGAAACACUGCUCUCCAUGUGGCCUGCUACACGGGACAGGAGGCCGUAGCCAAUGAGCUGGUCAAUCGCGGGGCCAAUGUCAACCAGCCCAAUCACCGCGGCUACACGCCCCUGCAUCUGGCUGCUGUGUCCACUAACGGGGCUCUCUGCCUUGAGCUGCUGGUCAACAACGGUGCUGAUGUCAACAUGCAGAGCAAAGAAGGGAAAAGCCCUUUGCACAUGGCAGCCAUUCAUGGGCGAUUCACUCGCUCUCAGAUUCUCAUUCAAAAUGGUGGAGAGAUAGAUUGUGUGGACAGAUAUGGCAAUACACCUCUCCAUGUUGCUGCUAAGUACGGCCACGAGCUGCUUAUCAGCACCUUGAUGACAAACGGUGCUGACACAGCCAGACAAGGAAUUCAUGGAAUGUUCCCUCUACACUUAGCUGUGCUCUAUGGGUCCUCUGACUGUUGUCGUAAGCUACUUUCCUCAGGUCAGCUCUACAGCAUUGUGUUGUCAAUGAGCAAAGAGCACGUGCUCUCGGCCGGAUUUGACAUCAACACCCCAGACAACUUUGGGAGGACCUGUCUACACGCUGCUGCCUCUGGAGGAAAUAUUGAAUGUCUAAACCUGCUCUUAAGCAGUGGAGCUGACAUGAAUAAGAAGGACAAGUUUGGAAGGACUCCUUUGCACUAUGCGGCUGCUAACGGGAGGUAUCAGUGUGUGGUCGUGCUGGUGGGAGCGGGGGCAGAGGUCAACGAGCGUGAUCGCUCUGGCUGUACACCUCUACACUACUCGGCAGCAUCUACUGCGUUCUGCAGAACGGACCGACCCCACGCCAGCACUCAUCAGAACCAAGAGGACGGGGAGAAGGAAUCGUUCCUGUGUGUGGAGCAUUUGUUGGAUAAUGGUGCCGAUCCAUCUCUGUGCAACACUAAAGGAUACAGUGCUGUGCAUUACGCCGCUGCCCACGGCAACAAACAAAACCUGGAGCUGCUUUUGGAGAUGUGCUUCAAUACGCUGGGAGACAAGGACAAUAACGAGCUCGUCAGCCCACUACACUUGGCGGCGGAAUCUGGUCACUGGGAAUGUGUUGCCGUGCUACUUGAGUCUGGAGCAUGUGUAGAUUCGUGUGACCCAGUGGGGCGCUCUGUGCUGUUCAUCGCCUCUCAAAGAGGACAUGUCCGCUGCUUGGAGCUCCUGCUCAGCCAAUCAGCAUCUUGCCUGCUCACCGAGCACCGCAGCAAAUGGGGCCCUCUUCAUGUUGCAGCUGCCAAUGGCCAUUCAGAAUGUCUGCGAAUGCUGCUCUGUAGUGAGGGGGGAGCCGACCUUGUUAAUGUUACAGACACGGAGGGACAAACUCCGUUGAUGCUGGCAGUGCUGGGGGGACACACUGACUGCGUUCAUCUGCUGCUGGAGAGAGGAGCUUGCCCUGAUAUGGGAGACAGGAGAGGAAGAACAGCCUUACACAGAGGGGUUGUGAUGGGUCGAGAGGACUGUGUAACCGCACUGCUGUCCCACAAUGUCUCAGUCCUGAGCAGAGAUUUUCAGGGGCGAACUGCGCUCCAUCUGGCUGCUUCCUGUGGCCAUGUUGACAUUCUCUCCAAUCUGCUUUCUGCUGCUGACCACUCCCAUCCCCAAGACCCACUCACAGACCGCCAUGGCUACACACCCGCACACUGGGCAGCCUAUCAUGGUCAUGAAGACUGUUUGGAUGUUUUACUUGAACUUAAACCAUGUAGUAUCCAGGAGGGAAACCCCUUCACCCCACUGCACUGUGCUCUCAUUAAUGGCCAUAGUGGUUCUGCAGAGCUGCUGUUGGAAUCCAGUGUUUGUAAUUUGCUGGUAAACAUCAGGGAUGCCAAAGGAAGAACCCCGCUCCACGCGGCUGCAGUCGUUGAGGACGUGGCUGGGCUGCAGCUGGUUCUGCGGCAUGGAGCUGACAUCAACGCCGUGGACCAUUCUGGGCGUUCUGCACUGAUGGUGGCCGCCGAUAAUGGCCAAAGCGGUGCCGUGGCCCUGCUGCUGCACAGAGCCAAAGCUGACCUGUCUCUCCUGGAUGUGAACAAGAACACUGCCCUGCAUCUUGCCUGCAGCAAGGCCCAUGAAAUGUGUGCCAUGCUGAUCUUGAAGGAGAUCCACAACCCUAUCCUUAUCAAUGCAACCAACAGUAUGCUUCAAAUGCCUCUCCACAUUGCGGCCAGAAAUGGUUUGGCUGCAGUGGUUCAGGCCUUGCUGAGUCGUGGAGCCACAGUGCUGGCUGUUGAUGAGGAAGGUCAUACUCCAGCCCUGGCUUGCGCAUCCAACAAAGCUGUUGCCGACUGCCUAGCUCUCAUUCUCUCAACCAUGAAGCCUUCCUCCUCCUCACCCUCUUCCUCGUCGCCCUCUUCUCCCAGCCUCAACCUGCUCAAGCACUGUGGCAUCACCGCCGCCUGCCCCCCUCUGCCCAAUGGAGGCCUUCGCCAUGGUUACGGCAAAGAUCGCCAUGGUGCUACCAUUGGCUUGGAUGGCUGCUUGACUGAGUGAGGCAUUCUUACUCGUUUAAAAAAAACCACACCACGUGCAAAAUCGCAAAGGGGUCUUGCGCAUGUUCGCUUAGUUUGGUCCUCUCUACACACUUAGAUAAAUCUAUAUGCAAUUACAGCCACACAUUCCCUCUUGUGCCAGUGUCAAAGAUUAUCUUUACGUCUCAGUAGAGAGAGAACACAAGAGGAUGAAUUUAGCUAUUUAUUUAUUUUUAUUUCCAAGAAUUUCCUUCCCCUGUCUGAUCUUAAAAGGAUAGUUCAUCCAAAUAUGAAAAUUCUGUUAUCAUUUACUGAUCGUAUUGUCACCCAGGUGACUGGGAUAUCAAUCUGAAAGUUGUAUGACUUUGUUACAACAAAAGGUUAAAGCAUGACAGAAUUUUAAUAUUUGGGUGAACUGUCCCUUUAAAUCCUGUCCAUUUAAUAUGAGUGUAAUAUGUCUAAAAUCUGAAUCUAAGCCAUUUAUUUGAACCAGUAUCCAUCACUGGUGAGUCAGUCAUUGUUUUCUUAAUUUCGGUCAAUUUGACAUGGUUAAUGUUAGAAUUAUGCAGCUGUGUGUCUCCAUGGUAACAGUGAUAAUGGAUCGGUUUCCAUAUCAUGCCUCCUAUUCACGUGACGCUGUGGCCUUGCAUAGGAAUUUACAGCCUGCCCUGAGGAACAAUUUAAACGGGUUACACUAGAAUUGCAUGAAUUUGUGGGACCAUGUAUUUGAUAGUGGUCUUGUGUGUGUGUGUGUGUUUGUGUGCGAGUGUGUGUGCGUGUGUGUGUGUGGCGUCCACUUUUGCGCAACAGUUUUUCAUCCCAUACUUGACUCUUACGUUUUGAGGUUUUUAUGUGAGGUGCAAUCUGAUUUAGCACAGAUCAGGAAAAAACAAAAACAACCUAACAGAAUCAUUUUGACAGAAGGGAAAACCAUACUACCUUAAGCCUAAAGACCAAUGACCUUCUAAUUGAGGUGUCUAAUAUAUAAUGCAUGUUUACUCUCAGAGAGAAAAGGAAUGGUGUUUUGAUGAGUUUUUUGGAAAUUUCGUAUUAGGUUUACAUUGGAGGUAUUUGCUAGUCCAGAUCACUGUUUGUAGAUGGGCAGAAGAAGAGUCGUCUUUUAAGUGUCAUGAUAUCGGGCAUAGAAAACAUUACCAAGAUACUACACUAAGGAAGUACAGAAAGCACAAAAAUGUAAUUACAGACUAUUAAAACUGCAAGUGUCAUACACAGUACUUGCUCCUUAGGGCCUCCCAGUUUUAUUUAUUUUAUUUUCACUUUUUGGGUUGGGUUGGGUUGGAACUUCAACUAAGUCUACUGCUUUGCUAGGUGAUAUUGCUAUAAUAUUUCGUGUGGAGUUGCUUUCACAGUGCCUACUGAAUUAUAAAUUUGUUUGUAUUUAUUUUCGGUCUAUAAAUGGUCCAAUCUGCUAAACAUGCCAUUUGCGCUCUUUCAAAGUCAUUAAAAUGGUGCUUCCACCAGUGAAACAUGGGUUGACUUUCUCUAUAAUCCAUUAUGGAAUGAUUGACAUAGUUCAGUUCAUUCAGGAAGAUCUGAUUGAUUCCUAUAUCAGAACCCAGUUGGGUUUUUUCUGACUUGGAGGAGUGUAUAUGGUCAAAAUAUAAAUGCAUAAAUUCACCAUCUUGUGAAUUACUGAUUAGACUGUUUUAUAUUCGUUUAUGGUGUUGGGGAGCAGUCAUGGGUAUGACCAAAGCUGAUCAAUUUCUAAAUCAAAUUUUAUUAAGUACUGAAAUAUAUCUAAAAAAAAUACAAUUUAAAAAAAAAAAGCAUCAACUUUUAAAUGAAGUGAUAUACAGGAAAAUAUCUAUUCACCCCUGCUUUUAUAAAAUGCUUCCUUAUUGCCAAAGGUAGAUUAAUUAAAGUUAAGAUUGUGCUUCCAAUAGUUUUUUUUUUGCACCUAAACCAUGAAAUAAGGACAUGUGAAUGAGUGUUUGAAGCAUCUCUUUUUUUUGUGUGUGUGAGUGUGUGUAUCACAAACAGGCAAUAUUUGCUCAGUCGGAAAUGAGACAAUCAGUUGAAAGGGCUUUUAAUUUUACCAUAGAAUAUUUGUAAUUUAAUUUUUUUUUUGUUAACGAGCAAAAGCACUUGCAUGUUUUUCACAAUUAGGACGAGUUAUACAAAGUAAAAAAUCUAUAUUUCACCCUAACUGAUUCAAAACAUUUACAAACUAAUAUGUACGUUUGCCAUGAAAUGCGGACUUGUUCUCAAGUAUACUAAUACUGUUACUUUCAUUAGUUCAUUAUAAUUUUAAUGGUGUAGAUAAAGUAGCUUUGAAGUCUUGUUAUAGUAAGUGAUAUUUUAUUGGGGAAUGAAGGUGCAUUAGACAAACAAGAUCAACUAAUGUGAGACAUUUUAAAGGCCUUGUGGAGAACAUAUUUACACGGAUUUCUGAAAUGACUUCUGUCAUUUUAAUGACAGGUUUUGGCUGCUACCAAAAGACUCUAUAUAGGCCUGAUACAAAGCACUUGUUAAUAAAAAACAUUUUUGCAUAUAUCAGCAUCUGUUUACAAGCAGUAACUGGUCAAAUAUAUGACCUCCGAGUACAAAUAUGCAUGUGUACAAAUCAGAUUGAGUCAAGGCAAUGCUGUGUUUUAACAUUUUCUCAGAGAAAUUAAUUCUAAUGGGCUACAUGACUAAGAGGAAUUUCCAUGUGGAUGAAGUUAGAUUAAUUUUGGCGUAUAUUUACCUUGUACAUUUAAGCUUGAUUUUAUCACUUACAGUAGCGUACAGUUUGGUGGAUGGAAGGAUUGUAUGUGUAGACUGCACAGGGUACAAUAAUAAAGUGCAAGAUAUGGUGAGCUUGAAGUUAUUUGCACUGCCAGUUAUACUGCUUGUAGAUGUACAAAAAAAAAAAAAAAAAAAAAGAUUAUUUCUAAAUAAAUUACGUAGGAUAGUCAUACCACAUGUUGUUGAGUUGGAAUGAACUAGUGCCCGUGGAGCCUGUGAGUAGUUCUGCAUUUCAUUUGGGGCAAGAAAAAGUGCUGCUUUUGAUUGUAUCUCGGAGCGAAUUUUUAUGGAGGCGAUCUUUGUCUAUUAUUUGUCUUAUUUAGCCAAAACAAACUAAAACGUACUUGCUUUAAAUCCUCAAAUUUGUAAUCGUCUUAUCGGCAUUGCACUAAAAUUGUUCAUGUUUUGUCGAAUGUAUGGUGUGAUGGUAGCAGCUUGCUUUGUUGUUGGUGCGGAUCUUGCAUGCAGUAGUUGGUUAUCGAACGAUUCGGAACUUUGAAAUUUAACCCUUUCAGAAUGUUUAAUAAACAGAGUUGUUGCAUUUGAUGUUAUGUAAAUGAACAAUAAGGGAACCAGUCACAAAGAGGCAAUUUUGAGAGAAAAUACGAGUAGAAUAUAACUGAUGUGGGGAGUUUUCUCCUCAAAAUCAUUUAGUGCCAUAACUUUUUGUUUCCUUUCUCAUUUUAAUACGUUUGUAAAAUGUGAAUGAAUGAUUCCUAUGGUUCGAUUUUUGUGUGCGCAAGACCAUUACCAAAAUAAGAAGUCCAAGCUAACAUAAGCUACUGUGCCCAUUGUAUAUAUUUUUUUCCCCUUUUGGAAAUUUACAUAGUAUGCUAAAUAAUUAAAAAUGCCAGUACAUUCACAAUCGGACUGUCUCAAAAUGCCAGUACAUUUGUAAUUAAGCUAUACUGAUGGGUUGGUUUGCCCUUGGUGGAGCUCCCCUCCACCCAUUGAAGUUGUUGAGAAGUCGAAGAGUUCCUUGCUAAGCCAUAACUUAGCAUUUGCCCUUAUCAAUUAAAAAGGCCGGAUUUGAGUCAUCCAGUCAACAGCUCCUUCCAAAAAAAAAAAAAAAAAAAAUGUAUUCCAUUGUGAUUAGUUGUACCCAUUGAUUUGAUAAUUUGGGGAGAUGUUUAUUUCUGCUCAAUGGAAUUAUAAAACGCCUUAAUUUUAUUAAAAACUGAAGGGCAGAUUUGAGCAUUUACCUAGGUUUUCUAAUUUUAUUCUGAAUCAACAAAUGGGCAAUUGUGCGCUUUAUGGACCUUUUUUUUUUUCUUUGCUAUGAAGGGCCAGAUUUCAUUUCCUGUUGACCAAGCUAUAAUGGGUUCAGUUACUUGCAGGCAGUUUAAACCUGACACUUGGAAAACUAGAGUUGUCUAAUAAUUGUAAUCAUUGUGUUGGAAAGCAGAUUAAUUGUAGCUAUCUCAGUGUCCUUAUUGUGUGUAUCCAUUCUUACAUUUGUAUUGAUAUCAUUAUUUUGUUUCUCACAAAGGUAUUAAUGGAUGAUAGAAUGUCUGAUUUACCUCAGUGGACCUCAGUGUCCCUUCUACUUGAAGACGCAUCCAUUUAAGGCAAUACUCAAAACACCCGUUUCAUUUAACUUAUGUCUAUCUCCCAACUUUUUGCCUUAAGAGGAAACUGUAUAGUUCAGCUGUCGCAGCACUUGAGAGAUUUUGCCGUAAACCUUGGAUCUCAUUCCUCUAGCAGUGAGAUUCAUUAGAAGCACACAUUUCUAUAGGUUGUCUUGCUGAAAGAUGCAUUAUAAUGGCUUCUGGCCUCAAAAUCAUAAUUUUCAAUAAUUAGGAAUUUUUGCACUAGAAGUUAUACAUAUUUUACUUCCUUUUGUUUAAUAUAUAUGUGUAAAAAGUAUUUACCGUAGCACAUUAAAUGGAACAGCUCAUUUUGACCUUUUAAAAUAAAAAAAUUUGACCUUGAAUCUUUAAAACUCACAAUAAAAUAUCAGAUUUGUUUUCUCUUAAAUGAAGUGUCAGGUACUGAUUUAUACUCUUAAAAAUUUAACAUGAAUCUAUGAGAAAUACAGCACUAAAAAUAUGUAAAGAUGGAAAAAAUAAUAACGGUACAAUGAACAAAGGAAGUGCAAGGUAAAAAAAUAAAUGGAUCAAGCAAAAAACUAAAUUGCCCAAUGACAUUCUUUACAAGCCAAGGUUAAUAAAUUUUGUCCCCGUUUUUAUUUCGUUUUCUUGAUUGCAACAUUUAGGUAGUAAAAACUUGUGCGGUCCUAUAAAAGCAAAUCUUUCUAACAAGGUAAAUAACAAGAGCACAAUACUGAAUUGUGCUAUAUGUAAUUUCUCAAGAAGUGUGGUCAGAAUUGCCUUGAUGUGGCAAUCUUACCUCAUAAACUAGUUGUCCUUAAAAUCUAUCGUGCUAUAUAUACUGAAACAUUAUUUUUAAGUAGGCUUUUAGCUACGCAUGCUCCGUGAAACUGGAAUCCUGAGGUCGUGUUCCUGAGGCCUUGUGAAUGGAGAACAUUGGAGUUUUCAGGAGGUGCUCUUGAACUAAGAUGAUGUCCUUCAUCCGGGCUUAGCAUUUUGCUUCAUACCUCUUAUUCAUUGAGUUAUUACUCUAUAAGCGCUAAUAUUACAAAUUGUAAAUCUGCUAGUGAAUGAAAUGAUAUAUCUGAAAAAAUAGCUGCUUUUUGUUGCUCUCACCAGCAGCUUGUUUUCAUAAGGCUAGUUAGAAGACCACCAAAGCCUAACUGAAUGGCUUAUCUGACAGGGCACGUAGGGAUCCCUUUAAAAUUCAUUGUUUUGUAUUUGAUGAAAGCUAUGCAGGAAUACUUUCAUUUGAUCUCACAAAUUUGCAUAGUGCCACAAGAGAUAGCCCUAGCACUUCGUUCGCGAUCACAAAACUUCAUCUUCAAAUCCAAAACGCUGUCCUCAUUUGCUUGUAGGCUUUGAUUGAGAAAAUGACUGCGUUGCAUGGCAUGCUGCUAUUUCUUUGGAGUCUGUGAGCAUCUUCAUCAUAUCUUAAAAGUAUAAUACACUUUUUGUGAAGUAUGUGGGAUUGUGCCUUUUGUUAACAAGUACAUGCCACAGGGUAUGGUCUUCCAUUAACACCUUUAGUGAGCCUUAUGAAUGAACAACUGUUGUAAGAUUCAAAAAUAGCCACCAUCCACGUGGUUGUGUUUUGAGUCAUCAAAACACUCGAUUGAAUUCGUCACUACACCGCAGAUGAAUAAAUAAUAUUUGUACAUUUAAUUCAACAGUAAUGACAAAAAAAAAAACACUUGUCCGGUUCUAGCUAGUGACCGGUUAAAACUCUAUGGAGAAACGUGUUUAGUUUUACAAUGUGUGAAUUCUUUAGCGAAGUAGAUGUUUGCUGUGUCGUGUUUGUGUGGUAAUGCAUCUGAGAUUAGUUGUAACCCAGUGUCUUGUAGAAUAUUGGCAUGACUCCUUUACUCUGUUUUAUUGACGUCAAAUGUAUCCACCUGAAAUGGACUGAAGUGCAAUAACUUUGUGCGCCAUAGUAUCCUUAAUGGAGGAAAAAUGCCCUUGUACAUCAUCCAUCAUAUUUCUUUUUCUUCGAGCAGGGUAUUUUAUUUUUGUAUUUAUUUUUUCGUAUUGUAGAAAACUCCUUCCUGCUUUGCCUCCAUAAGUGGCACUUUCUUGUGGAAUGUACGAUGGACUUGUUGGAAACUGUGAUGGGUGUCAGCCUUAUCGAUACUUCUUGUUCACUGGAAAGAUGGCAUUUCUGUUUGUUCAUUGGCUGAUUGGUCAGAGUGCCAUUUUCCAUGUACCCUCUCCAGCGCCACUGAAAGUCUGUGUGAGCUUUUGUGGCUUGAAAGCAUAAUUUGUGUAUGUGUGUGUGGGGGUGUUUAGACCUACUAAUUUACCUCUGAUCAUUUGAUUUAAUACCAAAAGCAAAGCGCAUUGUCUAGGAUUACAAUUCCUUCUAAUCGGAUUAGAGUUUGGAAAUGGUAUCUUGAAUGUUGUUAAACUGUGUUGGUCAUCCAUUGUCACCAUUAACCUGUGAAAUAUGCAGUUUUAUUUACCCUACAUACAAUAUUUGAACUUUGGGCCAUAUGUUAUGCGGUACCAAAGAACCUUUAAUUGCUGGGUGAUUUUUCUUUUUUAAUUUUUCAAUGUCUGACCCAUCAAGAUCUCAACCUUUGCCAUUUAAUGUGUUUGUAAAUUCUCAAAACUUCAAAACAAUUGUACUUGUAUCAUAUUGCAACAUUCCUUUUUUAAUUUCAUAGAUGUAACGUUUAAUAGUUGGCAACCAAUACUGGGAGACAUCUUCAGUAGUUUAGUCCAGAAUAACUUCAGUUGUAACUUUUAAGGUCCAUUGUUUUGGCCUGAAGCAAUCAAUGAUUUUACAUUUGAACCUGAAUUACAGGGAGCACACUGAAUACGUACUCUAGUAUUUCACAAAGUAGGACCAAUGUAUGUGUCUUUAGAGAUGGCCACUUGAUUUCAUUCAAGAACAAGCAAUACAAGCAUCAAGAGUCAAUUGUAUAUUUCUUAAGAUUUGUUGACUCUGGCUACUAUUGGCCUUGCUAUUAAUCUGUGGCACCUUAGGUUAACACCCUCUUCUUGUAACUGAAACUUAACAUAAAAGAUUUCAGUGCUAAGAGAGCCUUAUUUCAGUCAAACUGAAUGUGAAUUGGAUGAGUGCAGGAUUUGGCCAUUUUGAAAGGACUGGCUUCAAUAAAGUGGACUUAUCUACGUCCCAUGUUUGAAUCCAGUUUCACUUGGACCCACCGUCUAUAAGACUAUCCAAAUUUUGCUGUUACACAAGCAAAAAUACUACACCGUGGCUACGUUUCCAUUUUCAAAACCCAAACGGCUUGGAUGGAAACACUUUCUAAUAAAACAGGGUUACGAUCACUGCUUCCAAGCUCUGCUUGACAUGCCAAGUAUUUCGCUACCAGUUAAAAUUUGUAAUUUGCGUCGUAACAUUUGCACUGGCAUCAGACAAAGUGACUGAUUCAAUGUUCAAUAAAAACAAAAGUCACAAAAUGAUGCACUAGUUACCUGAGUAUUUGAACUUUGAGCUGUUAGGUAGAAAUGUGAAACAGUCCUGGACUUGUAGGUGGCAUUUGUCCGAUCCCAGAUUGUGUUUGGAGUUUCGACAUUGUAAACGUAGCGACCGAUCUUGUAGGGCAGCACCCAGUGUGUAUGUGUCUCCGUAUGCGAGUGUGAAAUUAACUGGGGUCAUAUCAAACCCUGUAUACCUCAUCGACAUAUCUGCAAAUAUACUUAUCCUGUUUUUAAGUUGAACGUGUAGGAGAUACCAUCACCAGCAAAAGCCUGGGACCAUUGCAGGGUCUACUACAUCACACCAAUUCUGUAUCAGUGAACAAGAUCGUAACUAGCUUGCUUGCAUAAAACACCUACCACUCUGCUUUAAGCCUCACAUAUCCAUGUGGUUACCAAGACUAUGGUUUAGAUUUAGCAAAACAUGAGGCAUUUUAAGUAGCAUUAUUCCUACCUCUGUGUUACAGCUUGAUGCAUCAAAAUCUCCACCAGUUGUUGAAAAAUGGAAAUAUAUAUAUAUAUAUGUAUAUGGAACAGAUAUAGAACUUAUAACCAACAAUCGGUGAUUAAGACAACAGUUAGUGUGCUCGACUGUGUCUGUCUGUGUGUAACAUAUAUUUAUAAGUAUACACAACAGAGUACCACUGGAAUGUGAAGCCAGACUGUAUUAUGAUUUUUGUGUGUAUUUUUCUUUGUAACUUUCUCCCCAUUAUAUUUCAAAUGAUGUCAUAUGUGUCUCGCCUCUAUCGCUCCACACAUUUUAUUUUGCUUGUUUUGACAAAAUGGGAAAAAAUAGCUUGUACAAGCUGGCAGUUACAUUAGUACCAAUUUUUUUUCCUGGUUUUGGUCUCUCUUUACAUUUACACUCACUUCUAAAUGUUCACUGUGAGCGCUCAACUCAAGUUUACAGCUCUUCGUGGUGUGUAAGUGUAUCUGGUUGAGUUCAGUAGAGUGUGUGGAUGGUUGUGUGACUUUGGUACUGAAGCAACAACUCAAUUUUCUACUGGAGGUGGGGGUUUGAAAGGGGGUUGGUUAGUUUGAGUUAUUCACUUUAGUUUUAUUCGAAAGGAAAAAAAGGGGGUAUAUGGAGUUCCCUAGCCUUACUCCCUUCCAAAACACUACGCCGGUCACUGGCUUUAGUUAUAUCAGCCUCCCUGUCAACUUUGCACCUGUGUAUCCAUUUUGGACCUUGGUGCAAGUGGCAAAUUUGGUGGAUUCUGUCCGAAUCUGACGGGGUCGGUCAUGUGACCCCUCCUAGACCUGAGGAAGGAGAACCCUCACCCUUUCAACCCCACAAAAAAAAGACCUCAAGCCAUUCAUUUCCUUAUGUGAUAAUGCAAUCCUGAAAGCACUUUGCCUUGUUAAUUCAUAGUAUGAGCUUGUAAAUGGUUACUUGUUACUAACAGAUGUGAAACUCUGUACAUGUAUUUAAGUAAGAAAGAACAUAGUAAUUUUUAAUUUGAGCUUAUUAAAAAUGAAUUGAUCUCUCUGACUUUAAAGACAAAAUAAAGAAAAAAAAAAAAAAACUCCCAUAUGGUUUUGUUAGUCAGAUUCAUGAACUGCUGCAGCCAGUAGGUCUUGUCAUUCAGUAUCGUGGCUUAGAAUUGGUAAUGUUGAAAUAAAAUGCUAUUGCUACAUUCAA